AUGGCUGGCAAAGAAGGACGCAAAAAUCGACGCGGUGCGAAAUCUCCGGCAGCCAAGAAGAAGCCAGAGAAGCAAGUAGUGAAGAAAGGCAGGAACGCCAAGAAGGGUGACACGACAGCUAACAAAGGUGCCAGUGGUCGUGGCAGAUCCAAGAGCCCAGUUCCCAAGAAGAACGCACAGAAGCAGAAACAGCAGCAAAACAAGAAGCAACCGCAGGUAAAGGGGAAGAAUAAGAAAGGCGGCAAGCCGCAGCCCAAGAAAGAAAAGCCGGUAUCAGCUGAAGAUCUUGAUCGUGGAAUGGACGACUAUUGGGCCAAUAGCAAAGAUAAGGCUGUUGUUGAAAAGAAAUUGGACGAUGACAUGGAUGGCUACUGGGCUGCCAAAAAAGAAGGGGGGGAAGACGGAGCAAACGAAGACUCUGCGGUUGAUGCCGAUGCCGAUGCUGAUACCGAUGCUGGUGAAAAGAAGGCCAACGACAAAGAAGCCGGUGAAGCUUAG
This is a messenger RNA of Cylindrotheca closterium, 498 nucleotides long. The record is from the annotation of a GenBank genome assembly. NCBI's taxonomy places the organism in Eukaryota, Bacillariophyta, Bacillariophyceae, Bacillariales, Bacillariaceae.